AGCGUGACGUAUGUGUCUGUCUUCUCUCUCGUUCGUUUUAUCGAAUCGGCCGCGUUGGAAAGGAUCGUUCAUAUCGCUUGCGUCGACAGUUGCGGAGUUUCGCGCUCAAGGAACGGUGUUUAUUUUGUUAUUGAUGUGGAAAGUAGUGAGGACAGCCGAGUAAUAACUGUUCACAAUUGGAUGUGAUUAAAUAUUUACCAGUGCAUAUCAUAACUAAGAUUUGGAUUACUAAUGGAUUCGAUUAAAGUGAAUGGCCCGCUUUCACCUUUUGCCGCGCAAAUGGUCCAGCAUUACAAGCCCAGAGACCCCAAGUUGGGGCCGCUUGUCCCUCUUGUGCUGACAUCCCAACCGACCACAAAUGUGUGUGACCCGGCUUCGCCGCCCCUAUCGUCUCCAUCUUCUUCGGCGUCCUCCUCUUCCGAUAAGACAGACAACCAUGACAGGUUCGGCUUUUUCUUGGAAACUGCUGACAUGCGCCGCGAGGAGGAACGUCUUAAAUCCUUUGAGAAAUGGCCCGUUACAUUUUUGUCGCCGGAAUUGCUCGCACGUAACGGAUUCUACUACCUUGGUCGCGGCGAUGAAGUGCGAUGCGCUUUCUGCAAAGUAGAAAUCAUGCGUUGGGUCGAGGGAGAUGACCCCUCCAGCGACCAUCAACGUUGGGCUCCUCAGUGCCCCUUCCUCCGUCGUCAGAACGGCUCCGGGAACGUGCCCCUCGACGCACCUCCUGCGACGGGCCGCGACGAGUGCGGCGUACGAGCCCCUGCUCCAGUGCCAGUCUGCAUGCCAGGCCCCGUCCAUGCGAAAUAUGUCUCAGAGGCCGCUCGGUUACGUAGCUUCAAAGACUGGCCUCGUUGCAUGCCCCAGAAGCCUGAGGACCUCGCCGAAGCUGGGUUCUUCUAUACCGGCCAGGGCGACAAAACCAAAUGUUUUUAUUGCGAUGGUGGUUUAAAGGACUGGGAACCCGAGGACGUCCCAUGGGAGCAACACGCACGUUGGUUCGAUCGCUGUGCGUAUGUGCAGCUAGUGAAAGGGCGCGAUUACGUACAGAAAGUCAUCACGGAGGCCAGCGCCAUUCCUGCUGGGAAAGAUAGCGUGCCGGUACCGAAUCCCAAGGAAAAGCCUGUUGUUAUGCCGAAAGCCGACGGCGACAAAGAUAAAGAAGAGGCCCCCGUGGAUGAUUCCAAACUGUGCAAGAUAUGUUACGCGGAAGAGCGCAACGUGUGCUUCGUGCCGUGCGGCCACGUGGUGGCUUGCGCCAAGUGCGCCCUCUCUACCGAUAAGUGCCCGAUGUGCCGAAGAACGUUCCAAAGUGCUGUGCGCUUAUAUUUCUCGUGAACAGAGCCCGACCGCGGGCUCGAUGCUAGUCAGUUCGCGGCCGGCCCCUUAGCCUGGUACGCUCGGGGGAAUCGCGACAUCCUGUGAUUUAUAAUUUUAGAAUGCGGUGGGGCAACAUGUCAACUCCCUGUAACAGCGUGUUCGACAAGCAGGAGGAAACGAGUAGAUGUUAAAAUGAUUUUAAAUUUAUUUAUCAUUUAAAAUUUUAAUGACUGUACAUAAAACAAUGUAUAUAAUUAGCUUAUCAUUUUGUCCCACCGACAUACCUAACAAUGUAUAUAUUCAACUUGGACCAAUGCAAUUAACGAGGGGGGCAUGUGGUGCGCUGACUUUUCUAUGAAAGGGUGACUGAACACAAUAUAGUCGAAAAUCCCAGAGGGCCAAAGCAUACCUCGCAAAGUUUUCUGAGCAUCAUUAAUGUGCUGAUAAGAAUUGCCUUUCUCUUACAGAUAAUAUUUAUGUUCAAGAGAAUCAACACAUUUAUUUCUCAUUGCUUGAUGUGCCGUAGCCCCUGUAGAAGAGUGUAGUGCUUUCUUUAUUGUGAUUUUGAGAUACGCUUUUUAUUGCAUUGGGUAAGAGUAAAUGGGAAAUAAUUUUGUAAUAAUGUAAAUUCUAUUCCAUCAAUAAAUAUUAUGGAUGAUUUAAUUUCGUAAUAAAAAUUUAGAUAUUCCAAUUAUAGAUGUCUCUGAUGUUACAAUUUUUGAAUAAGUAAAUUGACUGGAUGUUAAUUGUUCCUGUAAAUAACUUAUAUUAUUUUCUAUUUGACUAGAUCAGCUACAAGUCACAGAUAUUCAAACUCGGUGUUUUAAAGUAUUGGUCAGAGCUAAAAGUUGGGCUAGCAUUAUGUAUGAAGGUCGGAUACUGAGGGCAAAGAUAAUUUUGCAUUUAACAUUCAAUAUAUGUAAUAGAUUAAAUAAUAGAUAAAAGUGUAUUUAGACGACAUUGAAUGUAAAAGUAAUAGUAGUUGUAACUGUGCAAGUUUUCAUUUGUGCACUAUUUUUAUCUAUCAUGAAACAGGUCAUAUCACGUAACUAUUUCAUCCGAACUAAUAAUUAUUACAGUUUAUUUUAUCCACCAAUUAAAUAUAUUGUACUGAACUCGUAAUUAUUGAAAGAAUUUAAUAAGUCAAAUUUUGUUUUCAUAAGUAAUUAUUAUUUCAUGCUGUUGAUGUUAUUAAUAAAAAUACAAUUUUUAA
Pectinophora gossypiella (pink bollworm) is the source of this 2530-nucleotide messenger RNA. RefSeq names its product death-associated inhibitor of apoptosis 1 (gene Iap). The record is from RefSeq and is a predicted model, not a curated record. Gene Ontology annotation, biological process: regulation of cell cycle; negative regulation of apoptotic process; positive regulation of protein ubiquitination. NCBI's taxonomy places the organism in Eukaryota, Metazoa, Arthropoda, Insecta, Lepidoptera, Gelechiidae. Gene Ontology annotation, cellular component: cytoplasm; nucleus. Bases 232 to 1335 code for a protein of 367 amino acids. Gene Ontology annotation, molecular function: ubiquitin protein ligase activity; cysteine-type endopeptidase inhibitor activity involved in apoptotic process. The transcript is spliced from 2 exons.